GCACCGACUGUCCCCAUCUCCGGCCGUGUGGGGCUCUGAGCCCUCGGUCACGCCUGGAGCCGUGCGUGUCCCUAUUGCACAGUGGCCUCUCGGAGGAGCGGUUGCGUGAACAAACCAUGACCGGCUCCUGAGGCUGAGAGGAGGGAGAGCAAUGGACCGAGCGAGGAUUCGAGCGAGAUGCCUGUUUGGUGCAGCCAUUGCCAGCCUGAGGAAAUGCUGCUCUUACGGAACCUUCCGGGCUGUGUUCCCGAUACUGGGCUGGCUGCCCCGCUACUCCAGCCACUGGCUGCGCAUGGACCUACUGGCGGGUGUGACGGUGGGACUGACUGUGGUUCCCCAAGCCUUAGCCUACGCCGAGAUAGCAGGACUUCCCGUCCAGUAUGGACUCUACUCCUCGUUUAUGGGCAGCUUUGUUUACUGCCUACUUGGCACUUCCAAAGACAUCACGUUGGGUCCCACAGCCAUCAUGUCCCUCCUGGUCUCCAUCUACGCAUUCCAUGAUCCGGCGUAUGCUGUACUCCUGGCAUUCCUCUCCGGCUGUGUCCAGCUCGCGAUGGGCAUUCUCCGCCUCGGCUUCCUUGUUGACUUCAUCUCUUUACCGGUCAUCAAGGGAUUCACCUCUUCUGCUGCACUGACCAUUGGCUUUGGGCAAGUGAAGAACAUCCUUGGGCUUCGUGACAUCCCACGCCAGUUUUUCCUGGAGGUUUAUUAUACGUUUCACAAUAUUAUGGAAACCAGAGUAGGUGACCUUGUGCUGGGUGUAAGCUGCAUUCUUCUGCUGGUGCUUCUGAAGAUGAUGAAGGGACAGCUGGCUGAGGACUCUGGAGAUGAGUCAUCUCUCUACCAAGUUUGUCGCACAAUCGUCCGGUCUAUAGCAACAGCUCGCAAUGCGGUGGUGGUGGUAGCUGCAGGCAUCGUCGCUUACAGCUUUGAAAAUCAAGGGCUCCACGUGUUUGUGCUGACUGGCAAAACCGAUCGUGGGCUCCCUCCCUUUCGCCCGCCACCAUUCUCCAAAGUAUCGCCCAAUGGGACCGUGCAUUUUGACAAGAUGGUCUGGGACAUGGGAGCGGGUCUGGCUGUGGUGCCACUAGUUGGAUUUUUGGAAAGUAUUGCAAUAGCCAAAGCCUUCGCAAGCCAGAACAACUAUAGAAUUGAUCCAAAUCAGGAGCUCAUAGCAAUCGGUAGCACCAACAUCCUGGGCUCAUUUGUUUCAUCGUACCCAGUUACAGGGAGUUUCGGCAGAACAGCAGUGAACUCCCAGACAGGUGUAUGCAGUCCUGCUGGGGGAAUAAUUACUGGUACCAUUGUGCUGCUGUCUCUGGCCUUUCUGACUCCUCUCUUCUACUACGUCCCAAAGGCAGCGCUGGCGGCCGUUAUCAUUUGUGCCGUGUUGCCUGUGUUUGACGGCGGGAUCAUUGCCAAGCUGUGGAAAGUGAAAAAGUUGGACUUGUUGCCUUUCUUUGCAUCUUUUUUGGGCUGUUUCUGGGAAAUCCAGUAUGGAAUUUUGGCUGGAAUGGUUUUGUCUGGGAUCAUCCUGUUUUACAAUAUUGCCAGACCAGACGCUAAGAUUACAGAUCAUGGCGUUGUGGUGAUCCAGUUGCAAAGUGGUCUCAAUUUCCCAGCUGUUGAGUAUGUCCGGAACCUUUUGUACAGGCACGGUUUAGAAGCCUCGGCUCCUCGUUCUGUAAUUCUGGACUGUGUUCAUGUGAGCAGCAUCGAUUACACAGCAGUGAACCUCUUACGAGAGCUGAUCUCGGAGUUCCAAGAGAAGGCCGUACCUUUGCUCUUCUCUAAUUUGCGGCUUGAAAUUCUGGACAUCCUAAUUUCAGCGGAUAUAAAGGGACUGAGAUACUUUGAUGAUACAGAGACAGCACUUCAUGUAUCCGGUGAGACCGCCAGUGUGGUUGGAGGGAUGAGCACUGCAAAAUCCCUUGUUAAUCUAAAUCCAGGUACAAUGCAUUUGAAUUCUUUCUCGGAAAAAAUACACUUCUCAUUCAUAGUGUUUGAACGUGUAGAGAACUUUAUUCAUAAAACACUUUUCCUCUUAUCAUUCUGUCCUUUACAGAUUACCACAUAGAAGACCUGGAUGGGAGUGAGAAACCUCUGCUUAUUAACAGAAACAUGACAUUUUAUUCCUAGUCAGAACAUUACUCAUCAAAUACUGUCGAUUCCAGGAGCCAUUCUCUCUUCUCAUCACUAGAAAUUGAUGGAAGGAAUUGCCAGUCAUUCCUUUAGUGAUAUGCAGUGCUUUUACUUUGUUCACUUGACUCUUUGAGUAAAGUGUAGCAGUAUCACAAGCAAUGACUUGACUGAAUGGUUAUCUGGCUAAUGAAGAGUUACAAAAUAGUGUAUCAUUUCCCACGUCUUCCAGAGAUGGUACACUAUACUUGCACAAUCUAAUUUAUUUUUGUAUGUUCAAUCUGGUUAUCUAAUCCUCAUGUGUUUAAAGUGUAUAAUCUCUCCCUGGGAUGCACUCGUAUUAAAUACACUUGUCCAUUUCUAUAUCUUCAAGUAGUGACUAAACUUUUGUAAGGUGUCCAUUAAUUCUCCUACCUCUAGGUACAGAUGUUCAUUAUCUUUUCCCCAGUGCUUAGAGACAGAGAGACUGACUGGAGGAGGGGAGAACUAAAAAGUAAACCUUAGAUAAAAGUAUUUAACCUUCCAUUAAAUUGCCUCGAUUCUCAUGCCUGCUGCUGCUGCUAAUUUAGUCCUGAUUGUAGAGAUCUUAUUCAUAGUGCAAUUUUAAUACACAAUUGAAUUGUGAUUGAACUAGCAAGAGUAGAUUAAUGGUUUACAAUUGCCAGCAGUAGGUCUGCCAGUCAUGUUUGCAGUCGUAUUAUUAUCUACAGGCUCCCGUUGGGGAAUCUGGAGUACUGUCUGACUAAACAACACAUGGACUUUGUAAUUUGUACAUUUCAAACUGGUUGUAAAUAUUGUAUUGGUCAAUGGUUGACUGAGAAAUAAAUACCUUACUAAGCAUA
Messenger RNA from Callorhinchus milii (elephant shark), 2981 nucleotides. It is a transcript of the gene slc26a11, whose product is annotated as solute carrier family 26 member 11. Gene Ontology annotation, molecular function: secondary active sulfate transmembrane transporter activity. Gene Ontology annotation, cellular component: membrane. Bases 152 to 2077 code for a protein of 641 amino acids. The record is from RefSeq and is a predicted model, not a curated record. Gene Ontology annotation, biological process: transmembrane transport. NCBI's taxonomy places the organism in Eukaryota, Metazoa, Chordata, Chondrichthyes, Chimaeriformes, Callorhinchidae. The transcript is spliced from 17 exons.